Messenger RNA from Nasonia vitripennis (jewel wasp), 3158 nucleotides. It is a transcript of the gene Sam-S, whose product is annotated as S-adenosylmethionine synthase. Gene Ontology annotation, cellular component: cytosol. Gene Ontology annotation, biological process: S-adenosylmethionine biosynthetic process. Gene Ontology annotation, molecular function: methionine adenosyltransferase activity; ATP binding. NCBI's taxonomy places the organism in Eukaryota, Metazoa, Arthropoda, Insecta, Hymenoptera, Pteromalidae. The record is from RefSeq and is a predicted model, not a curated record. The coding region runs from base 646 to 1860 and encodes 404 amino acids. The transcript has 9 exons.
GUCUCUUUUUCAUCCCGCGCGAGCGAGCCUAGUCCGUCGAGUCGCCAGAGCGAGCGCAUACAUAUAGUGCUGCACACGUUAUAGCUAUAUAGAGAGCAUCGUAGUCGCGGCAGUGGGAGCGCGAGAGGAGGGGAGAGGCAAGUAAAGCGAGAGAGCCAUCAGAGAGCGGCGCACUUUGCUACCGUACGCUUGGCCCUGCCAGAGCUAGCAGUUCCGAGUCUCUCUCUUUUUCUCUCUCUCUCUCUCUUUCUCUCUCUCUCUUUCUCUGUAACUCGCAGCCUAUAUUAUAUCCUGAACGUCCUCUCUCCGCUGCAGAGCAUCGCAGAGUUCGACGAGUCCCCGGACGCAAGUGUGCGCGCGCUAAGUAAUUAUAUUACAUUACCGAGUGCUCGUCAGUGAGCGCAGUCAUCGAAGAGGGUGACUGCAGAUAGAGGUAUAUACACAGUAGGCAGGACUGCUGUGCUACCGCGGCCGGGCCGAAUAUAAUAUAAAGAAGAAAAAACGGAGUCGGUGUCGGCGGCUGAGAUAGCAGUAGCUGAGGCUCGACCUAAGAAGAGGCGUCGACGAGGAGUAGAGAACAACGAGGCGGACAACUUGGAGCAGCAGCAGCAGCAGCGGUUGAGUAACAGAGAGGACGACGUCAGGAUGCCGGAGAACGCGCACCACAUGAACGGCUACGCCAACGGGCACACGCCGCCCGAGCUACAGCAGGACACGAGCUUCCUCUUCACCUCCGAGUCCGUCGGCGAGGGACACCCAGACAAAAUGUGCGACCAGAUCAGCGAUGCUAUCUUGGACGCUCAUCUCAGACAGGACCCUGAUGCAAAGGUGGCCUGUGAAACAGUGACAAAGACUGGCAUGGUACUGCUGUGCGGUGAAAUUACCUCCAAAGCUGUUGUGGACUAUCAAAAAAUUGUUCGAGACACCGUCAACCACAUUGGCUAUGAUGACUCAUCCAAAGGAUUUGAUUGGCGUACUUUGAACCUUUUGGUGGCAAUCGAGCAACAAUCUCCAAAUAUUGCGGAUGGUGUACAUGUCAACAGGGAUGAACAAGACGUGGGCGCGGGUGAUCAGGGUCUAAUGUUUGGUUACGCCACUGAUGAAACGGAUGAAUGCAUGCCACUUACAGUGGUGCUUGCUCACAGAUUAAAUCAGAAAAUUGCUGAACUUAGACGAAGCGGAGAACUAUGGUGGGCCCGACCGGACUCCAAAACACAGGUUACUUGCGAGUACAUAAUGGAUCAUGGAGCCUGUGUGCCCAUCAGGGUACACACAGUUGUUGUGUCUCUACAACACAGCGAGAAAGUUACACUUGACGAAUUGCGUAAGGCAGUUAUGGAAAAGGUCAUCAAAGAAGUUAUUCCGGCGCGAUACUUGGAUGAAAAAACAGUUUUCCACGUCAACCCUUGCGGCCUUUUCAUCAUUGGUGGUCCACAGAGUGACGCAGGACUCACUGGUCGUAAAAUCAUUGUUGACACAUACGGAGGAUGGGGUGCUCACGGAGGUGGAGCCUUCUCUGGCAAGGAUUUCACCAAAGUCGACAGAUCUGCAGCAUAUGCCGCUAGAUGGGUUGCCAAGUCUCUAGUGAAAGCUGGUCUCUGCAGGCGCUGCUUGGUGCAGGUAUCAUACGCUAUUGGUGUAGCAGAACCGUUGUCCAUCACCGUAUUUGAUUAUGGUACAUCUAAACUGUCACAGAAGCAACUUCUGGAAGUAGUAAACAAAAACUUCGAUCUUCGCCCCGGAAAGAUCGUAAAGGAACUUAAUCUUCGGAACCCAAUUUACCAACAGACCAGCACAUAUGGACACUUUGGCAGGGACUGCUUUAGUUGGGAACAGCCAAAGCCCCUAAACCUUGAUUGAUGAGAGACUCGGCCCUAAAUCGUUUAAAGUUUUUAACUUAAGAGGCCUCUUCUCCGUCUGUUUAAUUCCGUUUUCUUUGAACUUUCCUUUCACCUCUCUUCUUUUCUCGGAUCUUUCUUCAGGUGCGUAAAACUCGUGUGUCGUUCGAGAAUUUCCUACUUGAAAAGAAAAAAACUCCCUGCCACUUUAGACGCGUUAUACGAGCAGCAGAAGAAUUAAAUCCCCGUCGAUGUUCGCUCGGCGCGAGAGUGGCGCACUGUAUUUUUCCACGUGGUCGCGUCUCUAGUAACAGAAAUGUAGACAAGAUUUAGUACAAAUUUCAAUGGCUCCAUGCGUGCGGCCAGUCAAGAAAUAACUACGGUCUGAGCGCGCUGCCACGCUAAAAAGAGUGAAAAGAAGAGCAUGGAAGCGAGAGUCGAAGUAUGGUGCUUUGUCGCGUAUCGUCCGUCGAUUCCUCCUAUUCUCCUCUCCAAACAUUGACAUGGAAAUAAGCAAAAACAUGUGUAAAACCCUAACAGAAGAGUACAUAACGUUCAGUUGCGUAAUCGAAUUAAGUCUGUGUGUAUAUAAUAUAUAUAUGUUGGCAAGAAAACACGCGAGCCGCGUUGUCAUCAUGCAGUAGAUGUAGAAGUGUUAGCGCGUAUGAAAGUGGAAGGAGGUACGGCACGAGGGACGCGACGGCCCGUAGUUAUGUGGUAGCAGUUUAGUAGUUACUAUGUAAACGUGACAUUUAAUUAUUAGAUUUAAGAUAAUCAAACAAAAACAACGCAUUUGCGCAUUUCUCGUUCCACCUCGCCCCCUCCUGCCCAGCCUACCAAAGCGAAAAAAAAUACAAGUAUGUGGAAAAACAAACACCAUUACACCGAAGUAAUCAGCAGUAACUCUGUUUCUCACAUGUAGGUUUUUAGAAUUAUGCUGCGCGCGAUACUUGAUGCGAUUUAUUUUUUAUCUUAGUAAGAGGGAGCAUCGACAUACACAAAAGUGACUAUACAAUUUUAAUAGACAAACUGAAAAAUGACAAGCAUGAUAUACGUAUUUUAUCGGCAUUUAUCGCGCGUCAGCUCAAUCGUUGUAUUCGAAAAAUAAACGAAUGUAUCAUCUUAUUUAAAUCAAUUUGAAAAUAAAUGUAAAAUUGGUACACGCGACUCGACGGCAUGGUAAACAUUGCCCUCGCUAUGUGUUGCGGCUUAGCGUGCACAAAGCUGCACAAUGAUCGGCAACAAAUAUCGUAUACGCAAGAAAAACUCUAAUAAAAAGCAAGAUUUUUUAAUAAAAAGAACUAUUGUUCGCAAAAUUUA